Molecule: messenger RNA, 1541 nt
Organism: Zophobas morio
Lineage: Eukaryota; Metazoa; Arthropoda; Insecta; Coleoptera; Tenebrionidae
Gene: temp
Product: protein prenyltransferase alpha subunit repeat-containing protein 1
Exons: 2
Coding region: 114-1400 (428 amino acids)
Biological process (GO): protein prenylation
Cellular component (GO): cytoplasm
Molecular function (GO): protein prenyltransferase activity
Source: RefSeq, a predicted model, not a curated record
UUCUGACAUUACCCCAUUAACCAAUAAAACAGUCGUCGAAGCUUGACAAUCACGCUUGUGCAAAAACAUGAAAAUUAGUUAAUUAAAACCACGUAAAUAAAAACCACGGAGACAUGGAAGACGACAAUUCCAUGUCGGAACGAAUUUUACGUUCUCUCGAAACCAUUGUCAACAAUGACCCCAAUCUCAAAGAAUUCGUGGUGGUCCCGGCCGAAGCCAACACAAAAAAUAAAUCUCCCGUGUUGUACGAAGAACACAACAUUGGUUUAGAGUCGUGGUGCGUCAAACACAUCUACCGCUACGCCUAUUUGGAAUUAUUUGAAGCACGAAAACUACUAUUGAAAAAGAAGCUACCGUUUAAUAAAGAACGCAGUUUAAACCACUUGUUGAUAGGGGUUUUGCUAAUAAAUCCGGACGUUUCGACUUUCUGGAACGUGAAGCGGGAACUGGUAGAGAGGGACGUGUUAAGCGUGAAUAACGAAUUGUUAUUUACGAAAUUGGUUUUAUCGUCGAAAAGUAAAUCGAAUGAAGCGUUCGCGUACAGACGGUGGCUGUUGAAUCGGGCGUUGGCGAAACUGCAAAAAAACGACAUGCGAGCGCUCCAAAGUUUGUUCGACGGUGAAAUGUCUGUGUGUGAAAUGGCGGCGGCGAAGAAUGCCAAUAAUUACCACGCAUGGACCCACCGGAUUUGGAGUUUUGAAACGAUCGGACACAGGAUGGCCAAUUUUAGUGUGUUAAUGUUGCGCGAGUUAGAGUUUAGCCAGCAGUGGUUGUCACAACACGUUUCAGAACACACAGGCUACCACUACAGGCAGUACUUGCUGAACGCGGUUAGGAACAGUAAAAAAAUCACGUGCGUGUUUGAAUACUAUUACAGUAAGGUUGUUGAAAGUUUGGGUUUGGUUAACGAGAAUGACCCCAAGGACAUUCUCACGUUACUACUAGGCAAAGAAAAAUCGUGUAAGCCGUUGGAAGAAACGAAUAACUUGAUAAAUUCGUUUUCUUUAUUGUUGUUUGAUUUACACAAUACUGUAGAUAUGUUAAACUCGAUUUUUCCAAAUCAUGAAGCGCUUUGGUACCAUCGGAGAUAUUUGCUGCACCACUUGAUUAAAACUGCGUACGAAUAUCACGGUUUGAGUUUCAAAAUGAACGAAAAACUAGACGACGUGGCUCUACACGGCACAAAUAUCGUCAAUAUGGAAAACUCGGGGUUCAGCGACGGUGAAAAACAACCCAAACUUUUUAAAACCCAACCCAACAGGGUUGAAUCGUCAUUGUUCUAUCAAAGUCUAGUGAAAACCGAAUCUGAGUUUAUCAAGAAAAACUUAACCGGGGCGCUUCACUUAGCCCGAAGAUACGAAAAAUGGUUGCAGUUUGUCUUUUGUAUGAAAGAUGUGUGAUUGUGUAUUUUACAAAUAUUUCUAUUCCACUUUGUACAUUAUUUUUAACUGGCACACUGAUUUCGUGGAGACUGUGCCUCCUGUGCCAAACUCACUGUAGAUUGAACAACUUCAUGCUGUCCAAUAAACUCGUACCAGUGA